Oncorhynchus mykiss (rainbow trout) is the source of this 2321-nucleotide messenger RNA. RefSeq names its product major histocompatibility complex class I-related protein 1. Gene Ontology annotation, cellular component: external side of plasma membrane. The record is from RefSeq and is a predicted model, not a curated record. Gene Ontology annotation, biological process: immune response. NCBI's taxonomy places the organism in Eukaryota, Metazoa, Chordata, Actinopteri, Salmoniformes, Salmonidae.
GAGUAAGGGAAGACGUGUAAGAGUUGUGGAACAGGGAGAGUAAGGGAAGACGUAUAAGAGUUGUGGAACAGGGAGAGUAAGGGAAGACGUAUAAGAGUUGUGGAACAGGGAGAGUAAGGGAAGACGUAUAAGAGUUGUGGAACAGGGAGAGUAAGGGAAGACGUAUAAGAGUUGUGGAACAGGGAGAGUAAGGGAAGACGUAUAAGAGUUGUGGAACAGGGAGAGUAAGGGAAGACGUAUAAGAGUUGUGGAACAGGGAGAGUAAGGGAAGACGUAUAAGAGUUGUGGAACAGGGAGAGUAAGGGAAGACGUAUAAGAGUUGUGGAACAGGGAGAGUAAGGGAAGACGUAUAAGAGUUGUGGAACAGGGAGAGUAAGGGAAGACGUGUAAGAGUUGUGGAACAGGGAGAGUAAGGGAAGACGUAUAAGAGUUGUGGAACAGGGAGAGUAAGGGAAGACGUAUAAGAGUUGUGGAACAGGGAGAGUAAGGGAAGACGUAUAAGAGUUGUGGAACAGGGAGAGUAAGGGAAGACGUAUAAGAUCCAGGAAAAGGUGGGGUCGGGGAGGUCCUCAGGCUGAGAGAGGAGGGAGGAAAGUGUAGUCACAAGGCUGAGACUGGGACACAUAAGGCUCAAUAGUACAUUGAAAGUGGUGGGGAAACAUCCGACUGGGACGUGUGAUCAUUGUCAGGAGGAGAUGGAGACAGUGGAACAUGUUAUUUUUCAGUGCCAGAAAUAUGUGAGAGAAAUGGAGCGAUUUGUUAUUCGAUUUGAGGAGUAAUGGGGUUGAAGAGCCAGGAUUAAGUCAACUUUCGGGGAAAUCUUCAGGAGAUGUAGUAUUUAAUUAUGUAUAUCGUUUCCUUAGAGAGACGAGAUUAUUGGGUAGGAUUUAGACCUUCCCCUCUGGUCCACACUCCAGUGCAGUUGGUGGCGGUAAUACACCUAAAAUCCACAGAAGAAGAAGAAGAACACAUUUCACUUUCACUUUCACUUCUGUGUUCAUGAAUACACCAACGAGGACAUGUUAUUGCAAAUAUGAUAACCACAAUUUUAAUUUCAUUCAUGCAGUUUUCCAUCGUAGCCCCUCAUUCUCUUCAUCGUCAUUGCAUCGCAACCCAAGGGACCUUGUAUCCGAAAAAUAUCCAGUUGGUAAUGAUAGAUGAUGUCAUUGUCUAUUACUACAACAGCAGUGCUGAACAAGAGGCCGUAGUGCCGGAAUGGUUGAACCACCCUGAGGGAAUUGAAUUUUGGCAGGAGGUUCAUCGAAAUCUGAAAUUUAAUCGAUAUGUAAUGGAUACUGCUGUGAGAGUAACAAGUGAACAUUACAAUCAUUCACAUGAUCACUUUUACCAAGCUCAUGGACGCUGUGGAUGGAAGUCAGACGGAACCACAGAGGCCUUUAUGAGCCAUGCAUAUGACGGCAAAGACUUUGUCAGCUUCGAUGUAUCGACCAGAACAUGGACAGCUGCAGUUUCCCAUGCUGUUUUUUACAAAAGAAAAAGGGAAACAGAUUUAGAAGAUCUUGUUAGGCUGGUCAUUCAUUACGAAUCUGGAUGCAUCCGUUGGCUGGAGAAACUGUUAGAGUUUAGCGUUACAGUUCGAGAACCCAAAGUCCCUGCGGUGAGUCUGUUUGAGAGACCGCCUCAUGGCAACUCCGAGGUGGAGGUCACAUGUCAUGUGACAGGGUUCUACCCUCGGGCGGUGCAGGUGGAGUGGCUGGGGGCAGAGGGGCUUCCCAUGGUAGACGGGGUGAACAGUGGCGAGGUGCUGCCCAACGGAGACGGUUCAUACCAGCUAAGGAAGAGCCUGACUGUCCCACAGGAAGCCCAGGACACCCAGAGCUACAGCUGCCUGGUGCUCCACAGCAGUAUAGCUGGGAACAUCACAGUAACCUGGGCUCCAAAGAAGAACCUGGCCAAUGUGCUCAUGGCUAUAGUCAUCAUUGUAUCUGUAGUCUUGAUACUCACUGUCCUAUUCAAGUAUUUAGUAUGGAGGAGAGCAGUAGCACAAAACCCAAGAGGAUGAGUAAGAGGAUGACCAACGAUGAAUGAGAAAAGUCUGUAUGCAUUUGAUGCUCUAUACAACCCUAAAGUAAUUUACAUAAUGUUAGACUUGCUGCUUUUGUUGUUGAUGCUCUCUAUACAACCCUAAAGAUAUGUAUACAUGUUAAAAUUGCUGCUUUUGUUGUGGUUGAUGUUACAUUUUCUUUUUUUCUUUUCCUGUUCUUAUUUUACGAGCUGCAAGAUGUAAUCUAAACAACAAAUAAACAUUUUAGUAUGUCAUUGAAGGAGUGGCUAACAUCAGGAAGUAACUCCAUGGAGAA